Messenger RNA from Bombina bombina (fire-bellied toad), 2244 nucleotides. RefSeq names its product G protein-coupled receptor kinase 5-like. Gene Ontology annotation, cellular component: cytoplasm. The record is from RefSeq and is a predicted model, not a curated record. Gene Ontology annotation, molecular function: G protein-coupled receptor kinase activity; ATP binding. Gene Ontology annotation, biological process: regulation of signal transduction; protein phosphorylation; signal transduction. NCBI's taxonomy places the organism in Eukaryota, Metazoa, Chordata, Amphibia, Anura, Bombinatoridae.
CCUUCUGCCGCCUCUGCUGCAGUGCUACCUUGUAACGCAGCCUGUCAAUGGAGCUCGAAAACAUUGUGGCCAACACGGUUCUGCUAAAAGCCAGAGAAGGAGGUGGAGGAAAGCGCAAGGGAAAAAGCAAAAAGUGGAAAGAUAUAUUGAAAUUUCCACACAUAAGUCAGUGUGAGGACCUGAGAAGAAAUACAGAAAAAAAUUAUCAUAACUUGUGUGAGAAACAGCCGAUUGGGAGGCUUCUCUUCCGCCAAUUCUGCGAAGCUCAGCCAGAGCUGGAAUGCCUCAUUCACUUUUUGGAUGCUGUGGCCGAGUAUGAGGUCACACCUGAUGAAAAACUAGGAGAGAAAGGAAAAGAAAUUCUUGUCAAAUACCUCAACCCAGAGUCCCCAGUUUUUGUCUCUGAAGUUGGUCAAGACAUUGUUCACCAAAUGGAGGAAAAGCUGGUGAUCAGCCCAUUCAAAGAGCUUUUUUGUCACUGUGCAAAAUCUGUCCAUGACUACCUGAGCGGCGAACCCUUUCAGAGCUACCUGAGCAGUAUGUAUUAUGACCGCUUCCUGCAAUGGAGAUGGCUAGAAAGGCAGCCUGUAACGAAGAAUACUUUCCGGCAGUACAGGGUUCUUGGCAAAGGGGGUUUCGGGGAGGUGUGCGCGUGUCAGAUCCGAGCCACAGGGAAGAUGUAUGCCUGUAAAAGGCUAGAGAAGAAGAGAAUCAAGAAGCGGAAAGGUGAAUCAAUGGCACUGAAUGAGAAGCAAAUAUUAGAGAAAGUCACCAGCAGAUUUGUGGUAAAUUUGGCGUAUGCAUAUGAGACAAAGGAUGCGCUGUGCCUGGUUCUGACAUUAAUGAACGGUGGUGACCUCAAAUUCCACAUUUAUAACAUGGGAAACCCAGGCUUUCAAGAGGAGAGGGCUUCAUUUUAUGCUGCCGAAAUACUGUGUGGGCUGGGGGACCUGCACCGGGAGAACAUUGUGUACAGAGAUCGGAAACCAGAAAACAUUUUGUUAGACGAUUAUGGUCAUAUAAGAAUAUCAGAUUUGGGUCUAGCUGUAAAAAUCCCAGAGGGAGAGACAAUUCGGGGCCGGGUUGGGACAGUUGGGUACAGCCCCGAGGUUCUGAAUAACCUACGUUAUUCCUUCAGCCCGGAUUACUGGGGACUGGGCUGCCUGAUUUAUGAGAUGAUUGCAGGGCAGUCUCCAUUUCGGGGCAGGAAGGAGAAAGUUAAGCGAGAGGAAGUGGACAGACGAGUUCUGGAGACAGAGGAAGUCUAUACUACAAAGUUUUCUGAAGAGGCUAAAUCUGUGUGUAACAUGCUACUCACCAAAGAUGUGAAGCAAAGACUGGGGUGCCAGGAUGGGAGGACGGCAGACGUAAAGCGACACCCCUUCUUCAGAGCUAUAAACUUCAAGCGAUUAGAAGCAGGAAUUAUGGAUCCCCCUUUCAUCCCUGAUCCUCGUGCGGUGUACUGUAAAGAUGUCUUGGACAUAGAACAGUUCUCCACAGUUAAAGGUGUCAACUUGGACCAAACAGAUGAUGAUUUCUACACAAAGUUUUCCACUGGCUCUGUAUCCAUCCCCUGGCAAAAUGAGAUGGUAGAGACAGAAUGCUUUAAGGAGCUCAACCUUUUCGGGCCAAAUGGUACACUCUCUCCUGAUCUGAACAGGAGUCAUCCGCCAGAACCACCAAAAAAAAGUUUGCUUCAUCGUAUCUUUAAACGUCAGCACCAAAAUAAUUCCAACCUCUCGCUGGGGAACAAGUCCUCUUUAAACCAUCACAUGAAUGCUAACCACAUCAGUUCCAACUCUACUGGGAGCAGCUAGUGAUACUCAAUCACCAGUGAGAGAAACAUCAUGUGGUCUGAUGACCCUCCUCCGCUACUGAUAGCGAGAGAGAGGGAGAGAGAAAAGGGGAAAAUAAAGGAGGAGAGCCAGGAAUCUCACUGCCGGCUUUCACAAGGAGAAGUCUGUGUAUUUGUGUUAGAUGGGACUGAUCAAGGGGAGAGUUUAUUUUCUCUCUCUUACAGUAAUGCCUCACAAAGGAUGGAGUAAAACGUUUGCUCAGGUCUGUGCUCGGGUGAGGGGAGCACGCGUCCCCCUUUUGCGACUGGUGUGGAAUACAAAAAAUAAAUAAACAUAUCUCCCAUCUCCUUACAACUUUGCAAUAGGAACAUUGCUGCCUGCAUGAAACAAGAUUAACAAAGCACCAUACAUAAGGAGAACAGUCCACCCUUGGUCCUAACAUUACCAU